CCAAGUGAGAUCUUUGCAUAAUAGAUACGCAUCCUCUUUUUACUUCGCAUUCAGCGUAACCGUCAUUCCGGAAACAGAUAUCAUGACACAGGUAGGCCUGCUCGGCAUCUAGCUUUCGGAGAGAGAAUUUUCAUAAGAGUUGUGGAUGAAGAUGACACGUUAAACCCUUGGGCAUGGUAUACGGAAACCCCGGUUAGACCCCCAAUUCUCAAAGAUUUACCAACUGGUUCAAACCAGAAUAUCCGGAGUGUAGGAACUAUAGUUCCAACAAACAGGUUGAGUGACCUCUCUGCUAUCAGUUCUGCCGUAAAAGGGACUCCGAUAAACGCAUUUUUGGCGUAUCUCCGCAGGUUUCGUCUUCCGUUUUAACGGCAGUCACUACGCACUAAAAAAAUUCCUGACUUAUCUUGCACAGCUCGAUAAGGUGUGAGAUGCGGACGCACAUAUUGCAGUUGAACAAAAACACGAACAAUCUGAAAAGGGCAACAGACGAGUAGAGCAAUUUCGUCGGAGUAUCUGUAAAGACUUCUCGGUUUCAACCAAACAACUUCAACGUUUAUCAACCACUCCGUCAUCGCAACAGCAUUAAUUGAGCUCAUUCCGGACAUGGACUGCGCCAGAUCCCUCCUAUGUCUGCUCCUGCUGCACUGCCUGAUGACCACCAUCCAUUCUGCUGGCACCUGCAGAAUGUCAUUCCAAAGAAUCGAGGUACAGAAGGACGUAGUGCUGGCCAGCGGCAAGGCAGCCGUCUGCUUCGGCACGCCAACGGCCUCCUCGUGCAUCGGAGGGUGUCCGUCCUUUACUGCAUCCUCCAUCCAUGAGCCAACAGGAUUUACCAAGAAAUGCACCUGUUGUCGCGAGACACAGAUGAUGUCACAGUCGGUCGUCCUUUCACCGUGCUUCGAUCCCGAGGACGGCGAGUUGAUUGAAGAAGAUUUCAUGGACGAAUUUCAACAGCCGUCGGGUUGCGAGUGUGGACCGUGCACCCUGUGAACCGGUAACGACUGAUUGAUGCACACACUGAUAACGUGGGAUGGACGUGAAAUAUGGUGGUCCUUAGAGGACAACGCAUUUAUUUUUUCUUUAUUGCAUUGCGAAAACAUAUUAUGUAUUUUUUUUCAAGUAAUCAAGAAUUUCUUUAUUUAGUAAUGGGCAACAACUCAGGGCAUCGAAUUUAAUUUUUUUAAUCGUGACUUUGCAAAUAAUUAAAGACAUUUGGCAUUAUAAAUUCAAUUUUCAAGUUCAGUUGCUAAAAUUCAACCAACAAAAUGUGAUGCCCAGAUGAUGUUAUUAAUAUUGUAUGCCUUCUUCAUAAGUAGGCCUACUGUAAUACUUUCUUACAGUGUACGUUCCACUUAAACAUUUUCAAAAGACUUUCCUUAUUUUCUUUAGAGAGUUAUAGGUACAAAUUUCAAAUGCCAUCUCGUCCAUUAUUGGGCAUUUCAAACAUGUACUAAUACGUUUGCAUCUACAUCUACUUCGCUUUAAGUUGCUGUCCAUGGACCUUACUCACGAGGAAGCCAAGGAAGAAAUGUAUUUUAUAAACUGUCAACUGUUGAAUGGGAUGGUGCCAGACUAUUUAUGCAUUCUAGCCUCACUUUUAAUUUUGUUUUUAAAUGUGGCUUAAAACAUUUGGGUACGUUU
Patiria miniata (bat star) is the source of this 1644-nucleotide messenger RNA. Its product is annotated as partner of bursicon-like. Gene Ontology annotation, cellular component: extracellular region; bursicon neuropeptide hormone complex. The transcript has 3 exons. Lineage: Eukaryota; Metazoa; Echinodermata; Asteroidea; Valvatida; Asterinidae. The record is from RefSeq and is a predicted model, not a curated record. The coding region runs from base 607 to 993 and encodes 128 amino acids. Gene Ontology annotation, molecular function: neuropeptide hormone activity; G protein-coupled receptor binding. Gene Ontology annotation, biological process: G protein-coupled receptor signaling pathway.